Molecule: messenger RNA, 1906 nt
Organism: Sesamum indicum (sesame)
Lineage: Eukaryota; Viridiplantae; Streptophyta; Magnoliopsida; Lamiales; Pedaliaceae
Biological process (GO): signal transduction; negative regulation of DNA-templated transcription
Cellular component (GO): nucleus
Source: RefSeq, a predicted model, not a curated record
UGGGAUUUGGAGGGGGCCUAAUUCCGUACUUAACUCCUAGCCCGUUAUCUUAGGUGUCAACAGACCGGCCUGUCCCCAACUCUCCUCCCUCCACGUGGCGCAAGCCCGCCUUCUCUCUCUCUCCUCAGUCUUUUAUUUGUGUUGGUGUUGUUCCCCCGACGUUGUUCAAACCUAGUCCAACUAAGGGAAGAAAGAGAGAAUCUUGAGAAGAAAUUGUGGAUUCUUGAAAAGGGUUGGGGAGGAAAGACCGAAAAUUGUUCGAGUUCAUUUGGAUUUUUGAAAAGGGUUGCUGGGAGAAAGAAAGAGAGAAUCUUGAAGUUCAAUCUUAGGUUUUAUUUGAGGAGGAGUUGUGAAUUCUUGAAAAGGGUUGUGAGAAAGAUAAAAAAAAGGAGGGAAGAUCAUUGAAGUUCAUUUGGAUUUUUGAAAAGGAUUAGGGAGAAAAUGGAGGUUUUGAAGGUAUCUAUGGAGAAAGAAGAGGAAAAGGGGGAUGAAUUUGAGCUGAGUUUGGAGUUGUCUAUAGGUGGGAGCUAUGGGAAAUCAGAGGAUUUAAGGGGGAAAACAAGUGAGGAAAAUGUGAACAAUUGUGGUGGGAUUUCAUCAAGAUCUGAUUUUUCUUGCGGUGUGGGGAAUGAGAAUGGGUAUGAAUGUGUGGAUCUGCAAAGGAGAAGGGAGAUUCAGGCGUUGAGAAGACAAGAAGCCCGCAAGAAAAGAGAGGAGAAGCUCAAGAAAUCAAGAGUGGUGAAUGGGGUGGGAUUUGUGGAGGAUAAAUUGUUGUUUGAGGCUCAGAAAUUUCAAGGCAGAGUUCAAGAUAGAGAAAUUAGAGAGAGAGAUGGUUUUCAAGAAGAACUAGCUAGAAAAAGGGACAAGAAUUAUGGGACCCAUAAUGAGGUUGUUGCAAAUGGCUUGAGUCUCUCCUUGUUCACUCAUGACAACAAGAUUCACAGGGAGAGGGACUGUUUGAACCCAAAGGUACAACACAUGCCUCCUGGGAAUGGAUUUGUAUAUCCUUGUGUACCUCCAUUUUUAGCAGAUUGUGAUUCAGAACAUAGUAAUGGGAUGAGUGAUCGUGGGAAUAUGAGGACGACAACGACAAUGUCCAACGGGUCGAUGGAACGUAGUUCUUCUGCUGUUUCUGAUUACCAGAGCACCUCCCAGAAAGGUGGGGGGAGCAACAGCGACGCAGGAAGCAACUCAAGUCCCUUAUUCUCGCGCGCGAAUCUCAGCAUUUCCACUAACGCAUCGCAUCACCUCGAAAGCAACGGUUCAUCUUCUCAGACAGAACAAGAUCGAAUUCUUGCCGGAGUGCCGGACCACCACGCCAAGGUGGCUUCAUCAAGAAAUCCUCAGCCAAGCUGGAGCAAAUUCACCGGCAACAACCAUACCAACAACGCUUGCUCAUCGUCUGAGAAAGAAACGAGCGGCUGCCCGGUCGAUAAGCCUCCAAAACUACCAAACGAAAACCUCACUGCAGCUUGUCUCGCACGAAUGCCAUGCGUGUCGGCCACAGGAAACGGACCGAACGGUACGACAGUAACUGGAUUCUUGUACAAGUACACAAAGACGGAGGUGAGCAUCAUGUGUGUUUGCCAUGGCAGCUCGUUUUCACCAGCCGAGUUCGUGGAGCAUGCCGGAUGUGUGGGCGUAUCACACCCGUUGAGGCACAUCACCAUCGUCCCGUCAGCCUUCCGAUAACUAGCAAUUCUUGAAUGCUAUGAUCUUCUUUUUGUUUUUGGUUUCUAGUUAAGUUGUGUAGGCACAUAUCUAUGGUAAAAGAUGAAGAGUUUUGGAGUACAUAUUGUUGAGCCUUUUUGUUUAGUGUAAGAAAUAAGAUGUUACUGCACAAGGAGUAGGAAUUUUUUCAUGUUUUUUACUCUCCUCUUUUUAAACGGUAAUUAAAUAGAUUAAA